Molecule: messenger RNA, 1356 nt
Organism: Australozyma saopauloensis
Lineage: Eukaryota; Fungi; Ascomycota; Pichiomycetes; Serinales; Metschnikowiaceae
Gene: PTC6
Product: type 2C protein phosphatase
Exons: 1
Coding region: 1-1356 (451 amino acids)
Biological process (GO): protein dephosphorylation
Cellular component (GO): mitochondrion
Molecular function (GO): [pyruvate dehydrogenase (acetyl-transferring)]-phosphatase activity
Source: RefSeq, a predicted model, not a curated record
AUGAGCAUAGGAAAUCUCCUCAUUCUGAACACAAUGGCGUCUCUGCGACACCUUUCUUGUGGAAGCCGCACAGUUCGGCGGUUCUCUAACGCAGUUACUUUUACGUCCAUUGAUCGAUCGCAGUCGCUCGGUAAGGCUGCCGCGAAGCCUCUCGUCAGUACGUCCUGUAAGUUGCGUGUUCCACUUUUGAAGAGCCCGUCUCAUUUGGGCCAUUACUCGUCGCGAGUGAACAGGAUGUACAAUGAGGAUAAGUAUAGUGCAUUUGUGCUUGAUAUUGGGAAGGAAAAGGUGUUCAAUUUCAACAUUUUCGACGGCCAUGGCGGCGAGCAGUGCCUGACCUUUCUUCUGGAAACAUUAGCGAAGACUGUGGAGGGGCUGACUGAUUUGGUUGAAGACACCGACGCCCAAGAUAAGCUACUUCGUAAGUAUGGCACCGAUAUCGGAGGUUACUGGAAAAGAUGGUACAAGCAAAAGAAGGCCAAUGUCGAGAAAAUGCUUUUAGCUGUGCCUCAAGUUGCUCAGUUGUCGAGAUUCGAGAUGCCUUAUGAUGACCUUAUGCUUCGUCUCCCUCUCGCGUUCCUUCGCACGGACUACAACUUCUUUCAACAAGAGGACAACGAGCUGGGCUCGACUUGUACCUCUGCAUACCUCGAGACAAUCUAUUCAGAGCAACCGAACGAGUUUCGUCCGGUGUACGAGAGUUAUUUUUUCAAUCGUCAAACCAUAUCAAAGCUAACAGUUGCGCAGGUCGGUGAUACUAAAGCUAUCUUGGUUGAUCGAACAGGAGAAGCACAUGCCUUGACGAUCGCUCAUCAUCCUUCAAACCCAGUAGAGUCUUCCCGUCUACGGAGGUACCUGACCAAUUAUUUCAUGACCGAUUCUUUCGGCGAAGAGCGUUUCAUAUCACUUGCUAACACCCGAUCAUUUGGCGAUUUAAAGUUCAAGGAAAUGGGUGUUACUGCUGAGCCUGACGUUGUUCAAUACAUCAUAGGAGAUGUUGAUACUAUACUGAAAAAACUCACCGAGGAGGAAAUCAAGAAUCACACUAUUGGCGGUCUUGGGGGCGACGAGGCGUUUCUUGUCUUGUGCACUGACGGAGUCAGCAACGAGCUUACAGAUCAGGAAAUAGCCGACAUUGUGAUGUCGAAUUUCAACUUGAAAGGUCACUUGAAAGCUAAUCCACAGCACUGUGCCGAAGAGGUUGUGCGCUUUGUUGAGUACAUUGGAGGAGAUGACAAUGCUUCAUGUCUUGUAGUAAGAUUGAAUGGAUGGGGGAAAUGGCCAAUCAUUGAUCGAACUGGCCAACUUAGACAAGAACGAUUAAACGCGUACCUGCCUCGAGACAGAAGGGAUUGA